AUGGGAAAGUCAGAAGACGAGGCAAAGGCCGAACUCAUUGAAAUGGCCACUUCAUCCCCGAAUCCCACUGAUGCACCACAAGCCAUCACUAACAAUACUAUCGACUCAUACACAACCAUCUUUCUCACAGAAAAGAAACUGUUAGCAGACACCGAACUCAAAUUAUCGACAUGUCCCGUCACUAUUAUAUUCGACGACGAAUUAUCUUGUGUCAAAGUGCGAGAGAUCAUUAGAGAGAAGUGCGCGGUGUACACGAACGGAAACGUAUUCAUAGCGGACGAAGUCGGGUACCAAUUUUUCGACGAGUCGGAAAUCCCAUGUUACGUGAAGAGUGAGACAACUGGACGUGAACAACAAAUAACUCGAGGGUCAAGACUCUCUUUUGGAUUUACAGCUGGGUCGAUUCUUGGUGAUAUCUUCCAUCCCAUUUUUGCUAUUAAAGAAGGAUAUACACUCUCCGAGAAGAUGGAAGAGAAGUCAAUUGUGGUCGACUCGAGUCACCCAUACUUGACUGACCAAAUGGUUGAAGUUUGGUUCAGAAAUGUCUUCAACGCAAAGGUGAAGAUGGUGAUAGAAAGAAAGGGAAAGAGUUUAUUAUUGGUCAACGACUUUUUUAAACCUCCACUUGAGAAGGCUGGAACAGACCAAAUCACUGGACUGGAAAUCCUGUUUCUUCCAAAGAAUCUGUACGACCCCGAGGAACCAUUUUCUGCACUCAUUCUGGAGUAUUUGAAUACAAUAAAAGAACUAAAGAAUGAAAGCGAAGAGCAACACGACGAUUUGGAAACAAAUUGUGCAGAGACACUUGCUCUGUUCUUUGGAUACGUUUCAACAAUAGACAAGUUCAAGACGCUCUUCCAAAAAUAUGUUGGAUUUCAAUUGGUGGAGUAG
Entamoeba invadens IP1 is the source of this 891-nucleotide messenger RNA. RefSeq lists its product as hypothetical. The coding region runs from base 1 to 891 and encodes 296 amino acids. The transcript has a single exon. The record is from RefSeq and is a predicted model, not a curated record. NCBI's taxonomy places the organism in Eukaryota, Evosea, Mastigamoebida, Endamoebidae.